CCGUAGGGCGGCGCUUGAUAGGGUUUUUGACAGACCGAGUGCGCGUGCGCGUUGUUUUCGAAUUCUCCGGCGCGAGGAAGGGCGGGCAGCAAAACAAAAUCCUACAGUAUUUUGGGGGGUUCUGUGCAUCCGCCAGAAGGCGGCUGGGUGCAGGCAGGAAGGCAAAGCAGAAAAUGGCUGCUGGAUUCGGGUCGCUCCUUCGCGAAUGUCCGCUUCUCCUGCCCCAGAACCAGGAAAAGAGUGUUUAUGAGGGGUUUGUCACCGCUCAGGGUAUAGACUUUCAUAUAAGGAUACUGUUGCCAGUGGAUCUUCAGUUGAAAAAUGCUAGGAUACAGUGUAGUUGGCAGCUGAAAAAGGUGCUGAGUGGAUACCAGCAGAUUCUAAAACAGAGAUUGCAGCGCUCCGUUGAUCUGGUCAGUUUUAUGGUGGAGCUGAAGACUGUUUUGGAAGCUGCCUUGAAGAACGCCCGGGAGUUUCAGUCACCAGCUCUGCCACCACUACAACAUUAUUCUGGUCUUAUCAGAGAUAUAGAAACUUUGGGUUGGAAUAAGGUUGUGUUUGUAGAUCCUAGUUUUACUACCAUCAAGCUAAAAGCAGAAGAUUCUUGUGGUCGGCAUCAUCAGAUCACCUUGAAGUUAAAUCCAAAGUUUCCCACAGAACCUCCAGAUUGUCUUGUGGACUUGCCAGUUCAGUUCAGUGUUUCAGUCGAUGCACAGAGCUCCUUAUUAAGCAUUCAUCGUCAGUUUUUGGCAGCGCUGGAAUCAUUGAAGGCGUUUUGGAAUGCUCUAGAUGAAAUUGAUGAGAAGACCUGGGUACUUGAGCCAGAAAAACCCACACGGAGCGCCACAAUGAGAAGAAUUGCAAUCGGAAACAAUGUUUCAAUUAAUGUAGAGGUGGAUCCCAGACACCCCAACAUGCCUCCUGAAUGUUUCUUUCUUGGACCAGAUCAUGUUGUAAAUCCUUUGAAAAUAAAGCUGAACAGCAACAUACAUAUGUGGGAUCCAGAAGUGAGUCUAUUGCAAAAUUUGAAAGAAGUUUUAGAAAUGGAUUUUCCAUCUCGAGAAGCUCUAGAUAAAUCUGAUUUCUCUAUGGACUGUGGGAUCUGCUAUGCUUACCGACUUGAUGGGGCUAUUCCCGACCAAGUCUGUGAUGAUUCACGCUGUGGCCAGCCAUUCCAUCAAGCUUGUUUAUAUGAGUGGUUGCGAGGACUCCCAUCUAGCCGACAAAGCUAUAAUGUCAUAUUUGGUGAAUGUCCAUAUUGCAACAAGCAAAUCACCCUGAAAAUGUCUUUGAAGAAAGCCUGAAGAGGAAGUUCAGACAACCUGUGACUGCCUCAUCCUGCACUCUAAAAAACACACACUGAGGGUGAUAUCAAAGGAAGUACAAAGAAAGUGGUAUUAGCAAUAGGAGAAUAACAAUGGCUAUAAUAUAUUGAUACAUUUCUUCAUGUAAUACAGGAGUACUGCAUGUGGAAGAGCUAGGCAAUGGUUGACAGGUUGGUGGAUAAGUAAUUCCAUUUUGUAUGGAUUUUUCUUCAAUUUCCUGGAAGGUCCUGCGCCCUAUACACAUUCCAGGUGGAGGUUCUUCUCUUUCCUAAAGAACAAAUAAGGUUUCCAUCCUUUAACACAGUUGAACAGCAAACAUUUAGAGCUGGUAUCCUGAUAUCUUAUACCAUAAAAGUUUCUGUCUGACAACUAGUGGGAGGGGGGAGCCAAACAAAUGUGGGAUUUCUAAUGAAUUAUACUUACAACAGGGAAUAUUGUUAUCUUUAAUGGUAAUAAGCAGAAUAUAUGCAAUCAAUGUUAGUGUACAUUUCCCUAGGCUAAAAUCCCUUAUGCUCAGUUCAAGAGUCUUCAGUAGUUUCAGUCUUCUGUUCUACAGUAGGAAAGAAGAAUGGAUUUAGUAGUUCUUCCCCUGCAGAACAGAUGGUCCGUGCCAAUGAAGACUAUUUGUCUGCAUUUGUACCUUUCCAUGGAGUUGGCUGCAAUGCAAGGGAAGGGAUUAGCUUCUCCCUGCUGAUCAAUUUUUAUGGCAGGGGCAAAAAUCUUCAAGGAGUGCAGGUCUCCAUUGCCCCACUCAGCUACGUAGUACUACAGUAGACCUCUUUAUAGCCUUGAUCAGCAGCUACUUCAGCUUUGGGUUUUCAAAUAUCUUUUCCUAGGUAGAGCAUAUCUACUUGCUAAUGGCCUAUAGUAGACAGAAAAGACCCAAUUGGAAACCAAUCUAGUCAGAAACAGCAAGUCAGUACAAACAAGUUAUCUUCCAGAAGUUCUUUGCACAGCCCUACAUUUUUUUUUCUGUGUUAUUGUCCAACAUUCCUAGAAGCUAGCACACAAUGACAAUAACUGCUAAAGGUAUGUAGCAUCAAUAGCAAAAAACGAUGGUUACAAUUACAGUUAUUGUAUGUGUAUAUCUGAAUGUAAAUGUAUUCUGCUAACUGCUAAACUGUAGAAACCUUUGUUACAUCUGUAUUAAACAGCAUUUUAAGCUUUCUUUGAAGUUACUUGAACUACUAUUUAAACUGAUACUCCAAAAUAAAUCCCCACAUCUUUUGUGGUUUCAUUCA
This is a messenger RNA of Heteronotia binoei (common prickly gecko), 2566 nucleotides long. It is a transcript of the gene FANCL, whose product is annotated as FA complementation group L. Lineage: Eukaryota; Metazoa; Chordata; Lepidosauria; Squamata; Gekkonidae. The transcript has 14 exons. Gene Ontology annotation, cellular component: nucleus; Fanconi anaemia nuclear complex. The record is from RefSeq and is a predicted model, not a curated record. Gene Ontology annotation, molecular function: ubiquitin protein ligase activity. Gene Ontology annotation, biological process: interstrand cross-link repair; protein monoubiquitination. Bases 174 to 1304 code for a protein of 376 amino acids.